This is a messenger RNA of Cloeon dipterum, 2200 nucleotides long. Its product is annotated as PIN2/TERF1-interacting telomerase inhibitor 1. Gene Ontology annotation, cellular component: nucleolus. Lineage: Eukaryota; Metazoa; Arthropoda; Insecta; Ephemeroptera; Baetidae. The record is from RefSeq and is a predicted model, not a curated record. Bases 114 to 1172 code for a protein of 352 amino acids. Gene Ontology annotation, molecular function: nucleic acid binding; telomerase inhibitor activity. The transcript is spliced from 4 exons.
CUCCAUUCCGCAUCAUAAUAUCUUUGCCCACGUGCGGAACGGAAAACGGAGAUAUUAUUUAGCAAAUUUUGAAAGGGGGUUUGUAGUGUGUUCGCCAAUUUCCAAACUGAAAUAUGCUGGCAGAGCGGAGGUACAAAGCUCAUUAUGUUCUGAAUCCGCGAAACCACUCCUGGACCGCAGACACAGAUAAUGUCGGCAAAAAAUUGAUGGAGCGUAUGGGCUGGAGUAAAGGCAAAGGGCUCGGUCGAGAGGAGCAGGGUACCACUGAGCACAUCAGGGUAACCUAUAAAAAUGACAACAAAGGAAUGGGUUACACCGGACCUGUUGAUGAUCCUGUUCUGCAUCAGAACGCCUUCAAUGAGCUCCUCUUGCAGCUGAAUCAGGAAAAGGAACCUGUCCCCAUCAAGCCAGAGAGUUUAAGCUCUCUAGAGAAACGUUCAGAGAGCACAAGACGCCGUGUGCACUACAAAAAGUUCACCAGAGGAAAAGACUUGAGUCGAUACUCUGCAAAGGAUCUUGAGUGCAUAGUCGGAAGUGGAAUCAAGAAGAAGAAGAAAGAAGAGCCAGAGGCAAAGGAAGAGAUUCCGAAAACAGAAGACGAAGGUCACAGUCAUGGAGUAGAGACAAUAACUGGAGGACUGAUAGCCGAUUAUUUCCGCAAGAAAAUGAUAGAACGCGGUCUGGCUACGCCUAAGGUUGAGUAUGAGAAGGACGAGAAGGAUCAAGACUUUGGAUUUGUCGGCUUUAAAAUGAAUGAAGAGGUUAAGCAGGAGGUUGAAGCAGAGUCGAAAAAGGAAAGCAAGAAAAAGAAGAAAUCCAAGAAGCUCAGAGCUGAAGAAACUGAUGCGCCAGAAAACCUAGGAAAGACCACGUUUGAAAAAGAGGAACCAAAUUUCGCGUUUGUUGGAUUCAAAAUGAGUGAGGAGCAAGUUGAUCAGCCUGAGUGUAUUAAUCUUAAAAAGAAGAAAAAGAAAAAGGCUAAAAGUGAAAAUUUGGAAAUACCUGAGCAUGCGAAAAACGUAAUUGAACCAGAUACUUUGCAGAAAAAGGAUAAAAGAAAAAAAUUGAAAAGAAAAGCUGGUCAAGAAUCCAUCGAUAAUGUUUUGAACUCUGAGGCAGAGCUUCAUAUAACGAAGAAGAAAAAGAAAAACAGGAAUAAAACUUGUCGAUGACAAUCUUCGUGUUAAUAUUAUAUAUUAUACAUGUUAUACAAAAAAAUUGAACUGUAAUAAAAUUCUCCUGAUCCUUACGAAAAAUGAAACUCUUCAAAAUCUUUUUUCACGAUUACUGAAAGCAAAUUAAAAUCAUGGUUCAUUGUGAGCACAAUUGGCUCCCAAGUUUUGAUUGGGAAUAUUUAAUUAUGGUAGAUAUAAGGAUACACGAACAGCUCUACCCUCAAUGCCUUCCUGGAUUUAUUUAUGUCUUGUCUGUGUCCUCAGUUCAUUUAUACAAAUUCAAGAGUUUUUAACCUAAUUAGGUAAUUCGAUCCAGUGUGUAAAAGUAGCAACUUGAUCUGGAAGCAGUUGUUUGUUUACAUGAGAUAAAACAGCGUAAUGGUGGUGACGGAGGAAGAGCGAUCAAGAAUGAGAACACUGGAAACUAGACCUUGGUCCCCUCGGUUCAUAGCCAAUUCCUUAACUGGAAAUUCAAUUAUUAUAAUUUUAAUAUUUACAUUUCUUUUUUUAAGUCCUCGUGAGGUAACAAAAAAUGUUGUCUAGUAUUCUUAGUUGUCUUGCUGGACGAUUCCCAACUGCGAUUUUGGUUUUCAAGCCCAAACUGAUAAAUAUUUUCAAGGCAAUUUGAUCAUUUAGGAAAUUCAAACAACCAUGUUAAGUGGAUUAUUUAUAUCUUUAUUAUUGAUCUCUCCACUUAUAUGCGCGUUCUAAUCAUCAUAGUCAAGUUCAUAUCGUGAACAAUCAUCACAUAGCAAAAUCAUCAUCUGCUUUCCCAAACUAAAUCCUGCCUAAUAUACAACUAGAUUGCAAAUAAACGAGUCACCUUGUUUAAGUUUUAUCGGGAUUUUGGCCAUUGCAUGGUCCAAGUGCUGACAGCUGAUAUUAUUUGUUUUCGAACAGGGAGAACAAGAUCGGAGGGUUUAAUUGUCUACUAUCUAAGUAUCAAAACUGAAAUUUGAAAUGCACAUCAAGUGCUCAUCUUUGCAUUUAGCAGGUACACAAACAAUAUUUCGUCCUGGUGCUGG